CAGUCAGAUUGCAACAAUCGCAAUCAUAGCCUCUUCUCUGUGUCCCGUAGCUCAUAAUUACAUCAUGAGCAAUAGCAGCCUCUAGUUGCCUCCACUCUGCUUUGGCCCCUCAUAUUUGUGGUAAAGAGGGCUGAAAUUUAGGAGAACUAAUUGGCUUUAGCUUCCACAUUUGUCUGUCUAGGGGAUUCUUUAUUAGAUUGUAGAUGAAAGCUAAGGAGAGCCUGUAAGAGGGUCAUGUUCAAAAGUGUAUUUGAUUCGAUUUGAUCCGGUUUUGUUAAAAACAAAAUGGUUCUCGAUUUUAAGAUGUGUCAGAAUCGGAUUACAUUUGUUCCGAUAGGAUUCGAUUCAAAUAUUGAUUACUAACUGAUUCGGUCUGGUGUUGGACGGAAUUGUUGCCCCUUUGUGAUUUGGUAAUGGAUACACUCGUGUUGAUUAAAAUCUUGGAUUCAAAGUUUUGUGGAUAUAGUUGUUUUGCUUAAUCAGAUUUCAACAUGCCGACUCAAACUAGAUUGUCAUCAUUUAUUGGCCUCUGUAUUUAACUAUUUGGUCCCCUCCAUAGUCUGUUGUCUACCAGACUACCACUACCCUCUUUCUCAUUCCACCACCACCUCCAUUACCUACUCCGCUGCCAAUUCUACCAUCUAUAACCAAAGGAACUAACAACCCAGAAAAGAAGAAAAAUAGAAUACUCAAAACAACAAGAUUAGAAUAGAGAAGAAUCUUGCACGAGUCACCAUCCUAAUCAUCAUUUGAUCUUCAAUCACGUCAUUAUAUCUACACACAUCAACUCCACUCCCUUCAUAGCCUUUUUUUUUUCUCCCUCUUGUCUAACUUACCCUCACUAGUGACUAUAUAUAAAAUCAGUGUCCUUCUCUGAAACAUGAGACCCAUCUAGUUAGAUAGAUAGGUGGAGGGAUAGCUGCUGUAGUUGACAUCUACUAUUGGGUAUUGUGAUGAUGAUGGAGAAGAGCAAAUCUUUUUCAGGUUACUCGGCGAUGAGGAGGGCGGAAUUCGAGGACAAUUCGAAAUCCUACAGCUUCAACGGCCCAAUGAAUCCUGGUUCAGGUGAGAAGGCUGGUGAUUUUGUGAGUGAGAAUCCAGAGCUGAAGAGGAGGAAGAGGGUGGCUCAGUACAACAUCUACUCCAAGGAAGGUAAGCUCAAAUCUUCUCUCAGAAACAGCUUCAAGUGGAUCAAGAGCAAGUUUGUUGAUGACUACUUCCAGGAUUGAAAAGUAGUUUGGUGUGCGUGUCGAUGUCUUCUUCUUCUUCCUCUGUUUUUACCCCCUUUUGUCCAUCACAAGCUCUCUUUGAUCCAUCCAUACCUCCCUUUCUCGGGGAGAUGGAGAUUGAAAACCGUCAGCAUCUGUAAGUAGUUCGAUUCAAGCUUUUUGAUCAAUCUGAUGGUUUUUGUUUGUCAUCCUUUUUGAACUCCCACUAGGCAGGACACAUAGCAGUUUAAGUAGCUGCCUGCCAUCAUGAUACUUAGACAUAUCACGUAGCUUUGUAGUCUGGCAAUACUCGAGACAUUGCUACAACGGAAUUCUCGGUAGGCUGGGUUUGAAUCCGUACUGUUCCUGUGCUAAUGAAGAAUUCUGAAGAACACAGUACCCAAGCAAUUCAAUACUAGAAGGUAUAAACUUGAAUGGACCAA
Linum trigynum is the source of this 1651-nucleotide messenger RNA. Lineage: Eukaryota; Viridiplantae; Streptophyta; Magnoliopsida; Malpighiales; Linaceae. The record is from the annotation of a GenBank genome assembly.